CGGAGCUGCCCGGACGCGCCGCUCCCGCCGCUCCCCCUCAGCCGGCAGGGCCGGGCCCGCCAUGGCCCCCGCCUGGAUCGGCCGCCUCUGCCUCCUCCUGCUCUGCCUCUGCGGGGAGGCCGCCGCGGGGAGAGACUUCUACAAGAUCCUGGGAGUGUCCCGCGGCGCCUCCAUCAAGGACAUCAAGAAGGCCUAUCGCAAACUGGCGCUGCAGCUCCAUCCCGACAGGAACCCCGACGACCCCCGGGCGCAGGAGAAGUUCCAGGACCUGGGCGCUGCCUACGAGGUGCUGUCAGACGAGGAGAAGAGGAAGCAGUACGAUGCCUACGGAGAAGAGGGCCUGAAGGAUGGGCACCAGAGCUCCCACGGAGACAUCUUCUCCCACUUCUUUGGGGACUUUGGCUUCAUGUUUGGAGGAAACCCUCGCCAGCAAGACAGGAAUAUUCCCCGAGGAAGCGACAUCAUCGUGGACCUGGAGGUCACCCUGGAGGAGGUGUAUUCAGGAAACUUUGUAGAAGUUGUCAGGAACAAGCCAGUGGCAAGACAGGCACCUGGCAAACGGAAAUGCAACUGCAGGCAGGAGAUGAGAACCACCCAGCUGGGGCCUGGGCGCUUCCAGAUGACUCAGGAAGUUGUUUGUGACGAAUGUCCCAACGUCAAGCUGGUGAAUGAGGAGCGGACGCUGGAGGUGGAGAUAGAGCCAGGGGUGAGGGAUGGCAUGGAGUAUCCCUUCAUCGGGGAAGGUGAGCCCCACGUGGAUGGGGAGCCAGGAGAUUUACGCUUCCGAAUAAAAGUCCUUAAGCACCCAGUGUUUGAAAGGAGAGGAGAUGACUUGUACACGAAUGUGACAAUCUCGCUGGUCGAGGCACUGACAGGCUUUGAGAUGGAUAUUGCCCACCUGGAUGGGCACAAGGUUCACAUUGCCCGGGAUAAAACCACAAAACCCGGCGCCAAACUGUGGAAGAAGGGAGAAGGUCUUCCAAACUUUGAUAACAAUAACAUCAAAGGCUCCCUAAUAAUCACCUUUGACGUGGAGUUCCCCAAGGAGCAGCUGACGCCCGAGCAGCGGGAAGGUCUCAAGCAGCUGUUGAAGCAAGGAUCAGUGCAGAAGGUCUACAAUGGAUUGCAGGGAUAUUGAUGUGAGGAAAACUUGGACUUCCCUGGAAAUGCAAAGUCAGAUUUGUUCACGGUCUUUUCUCCUGCUCACUGUAGAAGGGGGAAGAGGGAGGGGGGAGAUGGUUGAGGUUUAGCUCAUUUUUGGUUUGUAAAUUAUGGAAGUGCUCAGAGUUUGAGGAAAUACUUUUUCAGGACAUAACUGGUGCUGCCUAUCAUGUUCCACGUCCUGGAACAACAGAGAUUCCUUGAGCAGGAAAACAUAGGUGGGGAAAAGGAGUUUUAAAUUCCACACAGAUUGGAAUUUCUGGUUUUUAAAUAUAUUUUGAUGUGACUUUU
This is a messenger RNA of Corvus hawaiiensis (hawaiian crow), 1452 nucleotides long. RefSeq names its product DnaJ heat shock protein family (Hsp40) member B11 (gene DNAJB11). Bases 62 to 1138 code for a protein of 358 amino acids. Gene Ontology annotation, molecular function: misfolded protein binding. Lineage: Eukaryota; Metazoa; Chordata; Aves; Passeriformes; Corvidae. The record is from RefSeq and is a predicted model, not a curated record. Gene Ontology annotation, biological process: protein maturation; protein folding. Gene Ontology annotation, cellular component: endoplasmic reticulum. The transcript has 10 exons.